UGGAAGACCGCUGGCUUUACGCGAAGCAACGCCGGUCACAUCGCGGACAUCCAGUCUAAGUGAUCAAUCCACAGGAGACAUGACACACAAGCCAACCAACAGUAAGGAAAGCCCGUUCUUUAACUUAGAUUUUCUUCUAAGUCCCAAACAGCGUACCAACAAUUCGGACUUUGUAUCACAAACUGUUGCCGUGUCUGCUGAGCUAUCAGGAGGGCGGAUGAAUGAGUUCUACACUGUUCUGACUGGAGAAACUCUUGGGGUUCAUACGGAAUUCAUUAAAAAACAUACACAUAAUUCUCAGAUUGAAGUGGCGUCAUAUAUGCUAUGUGGUUACAUCCUGGCUUUCUGUCCAAUUGUCUCACGAGCUGGGACUGACAUUGAGGCGGCAAUGCGAGUGAUUCCAGCUGGUAAACCAGUGAUUCUGGUGGUGCUACAUAACACCUUCAACCCAGACAAAACUAUAGUUGAAAGCAGUGGAAUGGUGACCAGGCAGGAUAUAGUACUCACUGUGGACUGCCUGUUCCAUGACGGCAAGCUCUUGAAAUGUCCCCGCAAUAAAGCAGCAUUCAAUGGUGUUGCAAACCUUGUUCGACAGUGGUAUCCCAAGAGAAAAAAUGCUGGGAAAUUUGUGGAGAGCACACAGAGGGCUGACACAGAAACUUCAGGACCUAGCAGAUCAACUCAUGGAGCACCAGAAGUGAAACAAGCAAGGAUGGAACAAUUUGUGAAUAAUAUUUCCCAAAAAGUAAAUUCCCUUGUCUUCAGUUUAAUUGUGGAUGAUGUCCAGGCAUUCUCUCUAUUGGAACAGCCUGCGUUUAGGAAAGUAAUUGAGGGCAUAAGUGGGGGCGAGACUGUAAUGACCCAAGAGACACUGAUGGCUAGGCUUGAAAAGGCAUACACACACAUGAAAGAGGAACUUAAAGCAAAGCUAGGAAAAGUGCAUGCGGUGUGCACAACAGCUGAUAUAUGGACAGCUUCCAAUAGGAAUUUUUUUGGGAUGACUUGCCAUUGGAUCGAGGGCGACGAGCUGGAGAGGAAAUCAGCAGCACUUGCCUGUGCAAGGAUUAAAGGCAGACACACAAAUGACAUUGUUGCUGCUAAGAUACAUGAGAUUCACGUGGCUUACAAUAUUGAAAACAAAGUCCAAGCUACUGUCACAGAUAACGGUAGCAAUUUUGUUAAACCUUUCAAAGAGUUUUCAACACCAAGUGAUGACCAUGAUGAGGCGGAUGACCAAGUUGAUUUUCGGGAUAUGGAUGCUAUUUUUGCUGAAGAGACAGAUGAACACUUGCAUCUAUUUCUACCACCCCACCAGAGAUGUGCAUCGCACACAAUGAACCUGAUAGCCUCCAAGGAUCUUGUGAAAGCUUUGACACAGGGGCCAACACACAAAGUGUACUGCAGUGCAAUGACCAAAUGCUCAGCAUUAUGGAACAAGGUCCACCGAUCACCAUUGGCUGCUGAAGCUGUGGAAGACAUAGGGAAAAUGAAACUCAUUGUUCCAUGUGUUACCCGCUGGAACUCAGAGUAUGAUGCAGUGGAAAAAAUUCUGUCUUUAAAUGAGGCACAACUGGGGGAAGUUUGUGACCGCCUGAACAUUGCCAGGAUGCUUCCCCAUGAGAUUGUCUUCUUGAAAAAAUAUGCUGAGGUCUUCAAGCCACUCGCCUUUGCUCUGGAGCUUCUGCAAGGAGAAAAUAAAUGCUUCUAUGGACUGCUCAUACCCAUACUACUUACUCUGAAGAAGAAGUUAUGCGAGAAGAGAGCAGCAAUACAUGUUUUCUCUGAUGCCAUUGGCACCAUCCUGGCAGCAAUAGACACACACUUUGCCCAGUUGUUUAACAAUCAGGAUGCAAAAAUUGCAACAGCAACUAUGCCACAGUUCCGUUUGUGGUGGCUGGAAGAAGCUGAACGAGAGGACAUGCGUACAUUGUUGGUGUUAGAGGCAACCCGCCUGGAUCCAGGUGAUGACACUCAGUCUGACAGCAGUCCAAAUUCCACACGGUCAGAUGAGGGUUUCUUCAGUUAUGGACCUGGAAACUCCAAUGUCAACAGUGUUGUUGCUGAUGAAGUCCAGAAGUAUCUAGAGGGGACAAAUAAGUCUCUGGACUGCCUUCAUGACUUUCCAAAGGUGAAGAGGCUCUUCCUUAAAUCCAACACCAUCUUGCCCUCGAGUGCACCUGUCGAACGGCUCUUCAGCCAGGGUGGCAACAUCUUUACCCCCCAGAGGAACAGCUUGACAGAUGAACAUUUUGAACAAGUGCUCCUCUUGCGCUACAAUGGCAAACUUAUCCCUUCGGCCUUUGAUUAUGCUUAAACAAAAGAAAUAUAAGAAAAUAUACAAGAGUACACCUGUUAAUACCAGCAUCUGUUUGAAAGGCUAAUUUGAUUUCUAAAUGCUGUAUGUUCUACUGUACAACAACAAUAUAUUACAUCACUCAACAAUAUAUUACUGUGUACAUUACUCCACUCAGGUUGCCAGUUUUGAUAAUGUUUUAUUUUUUAUGAUUUAUAGAUAAUGAUAAUGGAGUAUUCAUUCCUUUUUAUUUACAUUUAAAAUGGAAGAAAGAUUUUUGAGUAAGAGCUCCUCUUGCACAAGUCUUGUUACAAGAGUUACAAGAAAUGCUUUUUUUUUGUUUUGUAAAUGCUGAAUAUGAUAAAUGCAUUUUAUUUGCAUUGAAAAUGGUUUUGAUGAUCAGAGAUUUAAAGAGUAAAUUUGUGGA
Lampris incognitus (smalleye Pacific opah) is the source of this 2720-nucleotide messenger RNA. RefSeq lists its product as uncharacterized. Lineage: Eukaryota; Metazoa; Chordata; Actinopteri; Lampriformes; Lampridae. The coding region runs from base 80 to 2314 and encodes 744 amino acids. The transcript has 5 exons. The record is from RefSeq and is a predicted model, not a curated record. Gene Ontology annotation, molecular function: protein dimerization activity.